Iphiclides podalirius (scarce swallowtail) is the source of this 1842-nucleotide messenger RNA. The record is from the annotation of a GenBank genome assembly. Lineage: Eukaryota; Metazoa; Arthropoda; Insecta; Lepidoptera; Papilionidae.
AUGGUGGCACGCGUUGCAGGCGUAUUUGAUGAAAAAUUAACGGAAGCGAUUGCUAAUUCCAAAAUUCUAGUUGUAGGCGCCGGCGGUAUAGGUUGUGAAAUUUUAAAGAAUCUUGUUUUGACCGGCUUUCCACAGAUUGAGAUUAUCGACCUUGAUACCAUCGACGUAAGCAAUUUGAACCGUCAGUUUUUAUUUCACAAGGAACAUGUUGGCAAAUCGAAAGCGCAAGUAGCUAAAGAUAGCGCUUUAAGUUUCAAUCCUCACGUGAAUAUCGUAGCACACCAUGACAGUGUCAUAAGUAAUGAUUACAGUGUUAGCUACUUUAAAGAGUUCAGUAUUGUGAUGAAUGCUCUUGAUAAUCGGGUUGCACGUAACCAUGUCAAUAGAAUGUGCCUAGCUGCCAAUGUGCCGUUAAUAGAGACUGGAACAGCUGGAUAUGCAGGACAGGUGGAGCUCAUCAAAAAGGGCAUGACCCAAUGCUACGAGUGUCAACCGAAGGCGGCGCAGAAAACAUUCCCCGGUUGCACCAUCCGCAACACGCCCUCUGAGCCAAUUCACUGCAUUGUUUGGGCGAAGCACCUCUUCAAUCAGCUAUACGGCGAGGAAGAUCCGGACCAGGACGUGAGCCCUGACACUGCGGACCCCGAGGCUGCCGGAGACGCAGGAGCAUCAGCGCUCUCCACAGAGGGCAACGCAUCCGGCAACGUGGAGAGGAAAAGCACCAGAGCAUGGGCGGCGGAAACCAACUACGAUCCGGAGAAGCUGUUCACGAAACUCUUCGGCGACGACAUCCGCUACCUGCUGCUGAUGGAGAACCUGUGGAAGAAACGCAGGCCCCCCACUCCGCUGACUUGGGACAAUCUGCCGGGGAAGGACGAAACUCCAACACCCCACUCGGGGCUGCCCGAUCAGAGAGUGUGGUCUGUCCACGAGUGUGCUAAGGUGUUCUCGGAGAGCUGCAACGCGUUGAGCGCCGAUCUCCGCUCGCGGCCGGACGGCGACCACCUCGUGUGGGACAAGGACGACAAGAGCGCGAUGGACUUCGUCACGGCGUGCGCGAACAUACGCGCGCACAUAUUCGGCAUACCGCUCAAGUCGCGCUUCGAGGUCAAGUCAAUGGCCGGCAACAUAAUACCGGCUAUCGCCACCGCCAACGCGAUUGUGGCCGGUCUAGCGGUGCUGCGGGCCCAAGCGAUCCUCAAGGGUAACAUCGACUCCUGCACCAGCGUUUACCUUAGGCCCAAGGUCAACCACCGCGGCCAGCUGUUCGUCCCCGAACGCACGCUCACCGCGCCCAACCCGAAGUGCUACGUCUGCGCCCCCAAGCCCGAGGUGGGGCUCGCGUGUGACCUCAAACAGCUCACCCUCAAAGAUCUCACGAGCGCCUUCAAGGAGGGCCUGAACAUGCUCGCACCGGACGCGACCGUCGAGGGGCGGGGCCUGGUGGUGCUCUCCUCCGAGCCCGGCGAGACCGAGCACAACGAUCUCAAAACACUCGCCGAGCUCGGCCUCAGCGACGGCUGCGCCCUCCUGGUGGACGAUUUCCUCCAGAGCUACGAAGUGCGCGUCCGCCUCCAGCAAGCGGACGGCGAGGGCUCGUGGCGGCUGAUCACGGACCCGGACGCCCCCGCGCCCGCGCCCGCCUCCGCGUCAGCUUCCGCUUCCGCCUCCGCUUCCGCCAACGGUGCGAACGGCGCAGCGGACCCCAAGCCAGGCCCGUCGCGCCCGCGCCUGGACAGCGACAGCGACAUGGAGAUCGUCGAGGAGGACGACGCCGGCGAGCCUGUCGCGAAACCGAAGCGACGCCGCACUGUGGCGCCCGACGAGAUCGUAGAGCUGUGC